Molecule: messenger RNA, 3968 nt
Organism: Columba livia (rock pigeon)
Lineage: Eukaryota; Metazoa; Chordata; Aves; Columbiformes; Columbidae
Product: glutamine-rich protein 2-like
Exons: 15
Coding region: 556-3258 (900 amino acids)
Source: RefSeq, a predicted model, not a curated record
GCGGUAAAGUGGGAAAGGCAGGAGGGAGCCUCAGCAUCUCCCAUCCCGUGGAUAACUUCAUCACAAAGGACCAGGGCGGCGCCCGCUGGCUCCUGGGGCGGCUGUUGCCGGGCAACAGAGACACUAUAUUGUCCCCUGUCACCUGUGCCCCUCGCCCAUUUGGUCACUGGCCGUGGUGGGAUCACUUGCCGUGGUGGGAUCACUGUGGUGGUGGACUCAUUUUGGCAGUUGGAUCGCUUUCGUGGUGGGAUCGCUAUUGGUGGUUGCAUCACUUUUGGUGGUAGGAUCGCUACUGGUGGUUGAACCACUUCUGGUGGUUGAACUGCUGUUGGUGGUUUUAUCACUUUCGGAACUUGGAUCUGUUUGGCGACUGGAUCACUUUCAUCACUCGGAUUGCUUUUGGCACUUGGAUCUGUUUGGUGACUGGAUCACUUUCUGUGGCAAGAAGGAGGAGGAGAAAGGCUGCUGGCUGCCCAUCCCUCUAACAUCAUCUCCAGACAGAAGAGCUCCCGUCUUCCCACAUCCAGUUCAGUGUUUUCGGGCAGAGCAGCAGUGAUGGCCACACGUGGACUGCUGGAGAUGCUGAACGCCGCCAUGGGGACACCCCAUUUGGGGGUUGUCGACUUGGUGGCACUGCACAAAUUGCUGGAGGCCAUCAUCGGGCAGCUGGGCCAGCAGGAGCUGUCUGUCCUGGAGCCAGGGCAGAGCCUGACCCCCGGCCUGGCAAAGGACCAGGACAGCAAGGCCCAGCCUGGCCAGGAGAAGGAGGAGGACGGAGCCCUGGGCACAGGGCAGCACCUCUGGAAACCAAAGAAGCAGCUGGAUGAGAAGGACACGCUGGACGGGACCGGGAGCAACUCCGAGGUCUCCUCCGUGGCCAAGGAGGCCAUGCCAAAAACAACGGAAGAGGAGGAGAGAGAUGUCUCCAAGAAAAGGGCUUCGCUCCAGGACCUGUGGGAGGAGAUCAGCAAGUUUAAGGAGGCGCAUUCUGGCCUGGAACAGGACGUGCGGGCCAUGCAGCAGGCCAUGCAGGAGGCGCAUUCUGGCCUGGAACAGGACAUCCAGGAAGUGAAGGAGGCACAUGUCGGUCUGGCAGAGGACAUGCAUGCCCUGCAGGAGGCGCAUUCCGGCCUGGCUGAGGACAUCCAGGAGAUCCAGGAGACGCUUGGCCUGGAGGGCGGUGGGGGCCAGUCUGCCCCCGCUGAGCCCACCCAGGUGGCCACGGACAGCCAGGCCAGGAGGAGCUCCACACUGGGGCCAAAGGGACGUGGGACACAGCCUGGGAUGGAGACCAGCAAGGGGACUGCAGGGUCUGGCUCCCCGAGGAUGCAAGCAGGGACACAGGGGCAACCAGCGACCCCUGUGAAGUUGUCAGGCGCUCCCUCCAUUCACACGAGGUCUAUUGAUGCCAGCGCCACCACCCCAGGGAUGCAGCCAGGAUCCCCGGGCACCCAGGCCAGCACCUCCCUGGGGACACAGCCAGGGGCCCCUGAUGCCCAGGCCAGCACCGCGGGGAUGCAGGCAGGAUCCCCGGCCACCCAGGCCACCACCCCUGGGGUGCAGCCUGGGUCCUCCAGCUCCAAAGCCACCAUCCCAGGGGAUGCCCAAGAGCCGGCCAAGCCCUGGGGCUCCACCAGCACCUCCAGCUACGAGUCGGAGAUGCGGGAGGUACUGUCACAGGUUGGGCAGCUCGGCCAGCUCUGCACUGGUCUGAAGGAACAGGUGGAGCAGCUUAAAUCUACCAAAGCAGAAAGCGCAGAUCUUGAGAACGUGCGCCGGCUCUUCCCAAAGGGAGGCCGGCAGAGCAUCACCAGCAUCCUGGCCGACCUCAGGUGCCAGGUGUCCUUCCUGCAGGACAUGACCAGGGCCCUCCACGGGGAGGAGGAGAAGAUCAGCAAGGUGGAGGAUGCUCCCAGAAAGACGAGGGGGUCUGGAGCUGGUAGGAAAGCAGACGGCGGCGGCAAGAUGACCCAACAGCCACGGCCCAAGGGACAGAAGGUCAAGGCAGAGCGCAAGGAGUUGGAGAAGCAGCAGGAGCCGACCCAGGCCGAGCUGGAGCAGUUUGCGGCCAAGUACGUGAAUAACUUGGUGAUGGAGACAGCACAGCAGCUGCAGGCAGAGCAGGUGGACGAGCUGAGGACGACGGCGCAGAGCGGGGGACACGAACACGCAGGGUGCCACGUCUGCAGCCCGGACACCAGGGUGCUGCUGGGGAAACUCCUCCAGCGCUGCAAGAAGCUCGAGGAGCAGGUGGAGUCCCUGGUCCAGAAGGCGGGCAGCAAGGUGGAGAGUCAUCCGAAGUGGAGGAGACAGUCCCUGCAGCAGGACGAGCAACUCAAGUGCCUCCAGGCCAGCAUCAUGCAGCUACAAAAGGACUAUGAGAAGUUGAGCUCGGCCCUUGCAAACCUCCAGCAGGAUCGCCAGGCUCUGUCCCAGGCCCUGGGGAGGCUGGAGAAGAAGCAAGCAGACAAGGAGCAGCUGCUGGUGCUGGGAAUCGAUGAGAAAGCAGACAAAGCUGCCCUGGCUGACAAAGUCAGUCGCAGCCAGCUUGAGGCGUGCGAGGAGCGGCUAAACAAGAUGAUGGAGGAGGUGACGAGCCGGGUGACGGGCCAGGAGAAGGGCUGGCACCAGUUCCAGCGAGAGCUGCAGAGACAGAUGGACUGCAAGCUGGACCGCCGGGAGCUGGGGGCGUUCCGGCAGCAGCAGGAGGAGCGGUGGAAGAGCCUCAGCGGGCAGCUCCAGGAGAAGGCGCUGCAGGCAGAGCGUGACGAUGCCGCUGGGAUUAGGAAGCAGCUGCUGCCCGGUUUCCAUUGCCUGUCCUGCGACCGGCCCCUCAACAUGCUGGCACCUGGACCGGAGCGGACGGGCGAGUGCAGAUACCCCACUGUUCCGCGGAGCUGCGGGGGCCAACACACCGUCACGCCCCCGCGCUUCCAGCCCCAACCGCCCAGCACCCCACGGCCAUCCAAACCCAGUGCCCGCAGCCCCAACAAGAAGGACGCGAUGCAGCUGUCGGGCCAGGACGGCACUGAUGGGAACCAGCAGGACGAGCAGCUCUCCGUGAUGGGGGGCUCUGAGCUGCCCACAAUGCCAAGGGCCACCCCAGAGACCUCGACCUCCAGGAACCGGCCAAGCACCCGCUCCUCGCUGAGAUCAGCCGUGCUGCAGCACCUACCGGUCUCGUCUCCCAGACGCUUCACCCUGGCACCGAAGCUGCUGCCCCCCAUCCAGCCCCCCCGCAAUGAAUCAAGCCCCUGACAGCCGGGCAGGACGGGGGUCCCGGCCCCGGUCCCACCGCCCCGGGCGCUGAGCAGGCAGCGGCUGCAAUAAAUGGCGAUGGGAAACCAAGCACCGGUGUGGUCUGAGUGGGGGUCCCUGGGGCAGGAUGGCAGAAAGCCCCGCUGUGUUUGCUUUUUCAGGAGAAAAAUAAGUGCUAAAAAGGCGCUUUGGGGGUGCCCAGGUGGAUCCAGUUGGUAUCCAGGCCCCCCCAGAAGGAGCACGGGGAGCAAACCAGUGGGCACCAGGGCAGAGCCAGCAGAGGCCCAUCCUGCCCCCGGGUGGGGCUGAGGUGUCCAUGGGCUUCAGAAACACCCCUGGGACUAACUGGGGGGACGGGGUGAGGGGGGAACCAGGGGGCUGUGCAAGAAGCCGGGCUGGCUGUCGGCAGCCGGAGGAGGGGAGCGCUUUGCGCUUUGCUCUGGGUCGGGGGAUCCAGCACUGGGGGGACGCAGCAGCUUCGUGCCCCGCCCCGGGGUGCCCACGGCCGCCAUGUCGCAGUGCUUUGCAGUCGCAGGAAAGCACCGGGCAGCUCUAGUUGAUGGACGCUCUGGUCAUGCCCACACCCCCCGGCUGACAGACGGGGCCCUCGUUUAAUGAAACGCCUCGGACCAGAGAAGCUUCUAGAGCACUGACCAUAUACGGGCCCAGCUCGGAUUCCCUUGGGCUUUAAAAGGAGCCUAUGGGAGCUU